UCUGUUUCCUUUUUCACUUUUGUUAUUUGAAUUCAGCCCUUCCCCCUUUUUUUUAAUUCUUGGUUAAUUUUUCUAAAAUGCAAGACGAUGAAAUCAGCAGCAGCAAACCCCGGCUGGGCGCAGCAGACGUAGACAUGCUCUUCCGCACCAGCCGACUGUCACUGCGCAUCCCAGACCACUCAGGCGACCAUCCGCCGACACCACAGCAAAUAGCAUCCACGCUACCGCAGCGGCGGCAUCUCCACCACGGCGAGCACGCCCAAGCGUACAUUCUCUGUACAAUCCCCGGCAGUACCGCCGCAGCCGAGCACUACCAGGCAUCCGACCUCCAACAUUUCUUUGCUCUCCUGUCCUUCCACAUAGUCGGCUUCCAAGCACACAAGGGUGCGGCGAAACCACUCGGCCUCAGAUCUCCAGCACUACACCGGUGCUGGAUAUGCACGCAGGGUGGGACGUCGGGGCGCAGUUGGCAGAGCUCCGGAUGGGUCGCAGUGCUGCCUGUACCCGUUUGAAUUCGAGGUCCGGUGUGGUGAGGGGGAGGAGGUGCUGGACACAGAGGAAAGUGCGCUGGUGUUUGAGAUCCGCGCCGCACACAGUGCACAUGCCCGGAGCAUUGGCAACGG
This is a messenger RNA of Kickxella alabastrina, 623 nucleotides long. RefSeq lists its product as uncharacterized. Bases 78 to 512 code for a protein of 144 amino acids. The transcript has a single exon. NCBI's taxonomy places the organism in Eukaryota, Fungi, Kickxellomycota, Kickxellomycetes, Kickxellales, Kickxellaceae. The record is from RefSeq and is a predicted model, not a curated record.